Messenger RNA from Nannospalax galili (Upper Galilee mountains blind mole rat), 2703 nucleotides. It is a transcript of the gene Fancg, whose product is annotated as FA complementation group G. Lineage: Eukaryota; Metazoa; Chordata; Mammalia; Rodentia; Spalacidae. Gene Ontology annotation, cellular component: Fanconi anaemia nuclear complex. The transcript is spliced from 13 exons. Gene Ontology annotation, molecular function: protein binding. The coding region runs from base 358 to 2415 and encodes 685 amino acids. The record is from RefSeq and is a predicted model, not a curated record. Gene Ontology annotation, biological process: interstrand cross-link repair.
UCCUGGCAGACAGUUGGUUCUAAGGCUGGACGGAGGCCGGCAUUCUGGUACUGAGACCCGCUCCUGAUCACUCUUCCUCUAGGCUAGUCCCGCGGAGGGCCCAAGCAGGCCGAAAGGCCCUAGCCUGUGGCUGGCCUCACUCUCCUCACCUGUUUGGUUCGGGUUUCUCUGCCCGGUUUCUCGCAAGAACCCAACUCAGCCAGACCAACCCGAGGCUCCCGUGGCAGCCGGCGGGGCGGCGCGCAGAGCGGCGGACUUCUGCUGUGGGUCUGGCUGGGCCCCGGGGGCAGUGGGCGCAGCCUUCCGCCGGCAGGGUGCGAAGCCCCCUUCGGGUGUCGGGACUCAACGUGGACGACAAUGUCCCACCUGAUCAUUCCAGCCGUCCCCAAAGCACCCGCCAGCUGCCUGGACCUAUGGAGGCAAAAGAAUGACCGGCUUGUUCACCAGGCCAGGCAGCUGGCUCGGGAUACCAGUCCAUCUCUGAGACGCCAGCGGUUGGCUCAAGACAUACUGGAAAAGUUUAGGGGGCUCCUCCACACUCUGCAAGGACUCCCUGCGGCCGUUCCUGCUCUCCCCUUGGAGCUGACUGUCACCUGUAAUUUUAUAAUCCUGAGGGCCAGCCUGGCCCAGGGUUUCCCUGAAGACCUGACCCAGGAUAUCCAAAGGAGCCUAGAGAGAGUGCUGGAGACCCAGAAUCAGCUGGGGCCCAAGUUGGAACAGGGACUCAAAGAACUGUGGAACUCUGUCCUCCAUUCUUCCUCCCUUCUGCCUGAGCUGCUUCCUGCCUUACACUGCCUGGCCAGCCUGCAGGCUGCCCUCUGGCUAAGCACUGACCACCUAGGAGACCUGGCCUUGCUGUUGCAGACCCUGAAUGGCAGCCAGACUGAGGCCUCUGAGAAUCUGCUGCUACUGCUAAAAUCUUGGAGCUCACCAGCUGAGAUGUCAGAUGCCCCAUUAACCCUGCAGAAUGCCUCGGCUUUGAGGGAUGUCGUUUUGACAGCAUUUGCCUACCGCCAAGGCUUCCAGGAGCUGAUCACAGGGAACCUACCCAGUGCAUUGAGCAGCCUGCAUGAAGCGGCCUCAGGUCUGUGUCCACAGCCUAUGUUAGUCCAGGUGUACACAGCACUGGGGACCUGUCUCCGAAAGAUGGGAAGCCCACAGAAAGCCCUGUUAUACUUGACUGCAGCCCUGAAAGUGGGAACAACCUGGGCUCCUCCACUUCUAGAGGCUUCCAGAUUAUAUCGGCAACUGGGAGACACAUCAGCAGAGCUGGAGAGUCUGAAGCUGCUGGCUGAGGCCUUGAGUGCCACUCAUAACCCUGAGGCACCCAAGCUUCUCAUUGAGGUAGACUUGCUACUUCCACAACCUGACCCAGCAUCUCCUCUUCACUGUGGUACACAGAGUCAGGCCAAGUAUCUGCUAGCAAGCCGAUGCCUACAGGCGGGGAGGGCAGAAGAAGCUGCAGAGCAUUACUUGGACUUGCUAGCUCUGUUGCUGGAUGGCUCAGAGCCAAGGGUAGGUGUGUGUUUAAAUUUCUCUCUAAUGAGGUGGGAGUGUGUGGGGUCCCAUUUCUUUUACCCUCUAUUGAUCUGUCUGGGGUACCAACUCUCUCUACAUGGUAGCAGAGUUGGUAAAGAGCUCAGGAAUGGUGGUUCAUGCCACUUCAAGACACUGUACCCUCCUCCCACCCAGUUCUCCCCACCGCCCUCCCCUUCAGGGCCGUGUAUGCCAGAGUUGUUCUUGGAGGCAGCAGCAGCACUGAUCCAGGCAGGCCGACCCCAGGAUGCUUUGACUGUUUGUGAGGAGCUGCUUAGUCGCACAUCAUCUUUGCUUCCCAAGAUGUCCUGGCUGCAGGAAAAUGUCAGAAAAGGAACCAGAAAACUGCCACACUGCCCACUCUGGGUCUCUGCCACCCACCUGCUUCAGGGCCAAGCCUGGUCACAACUAAAGGCCCCGAAAGAGGCACUUAGUGAAUUUAGCCAGUGCCUUGAGCUGCUCUUCCAGGCUGUGCCUAAGGACAAAGAACAAGGGUCAGGCUCCACCUAUGAGGACCUAUACUCCUGCUCAGAUGUGGCACUGCAACAGCUUAGGGUAGCUGCUCUGAUUAGUCGUGGACUGGAAUGGGUAUCCAGUAGCCAGGAUACCAAAGCCUUAAAUGACUUCCUCCUCAGUGUGCAGAUAUGCCCAGGCAAUCGAGAUGGUUCUGUUUACCUGCUUCAGACUCUGAAGAGAUUGGAUCGGAAGAAUGAGGCCACUGCUUUCUGGCGGGAGGCCCAAACUCAUCUGCUGAAGGAAGAAGCUGCAUGGUCUGUUCCGCUGUACUUAGAAACCUAUUUGAGCUGGCUCCAUCCCCCUAACUGUGAAACCCUUCUUGAAGAGUUUCAGACAUCGCUGCUGGAGUCACAUGACCUAUAGCUGCCAUGUUUCCAAGAGCUUGGGCUGGGGCCCUGGUGGACCAUCUCCAUGGGGAGGGCUUUUUUCUGCUUUCCCUCCCUGGGGAACAUAAUUGGAGCUGAUUGUUCCUAAAUAAGUCCUACACUGGAGAGGUUGGUGGUAGUACUGUGAAACUUGGCCUACUUACUGCCAUUCUAGUUCCAGAAUGGUUCUAUGAACAAAUCAUUGCCUUUGCUAGUGUGCUCGUGGUACUCCCCCACCCCCAGUUUCUCCUUUUUUUGUGUUGAGUAAAAUCUCGUAUUUAUCUUA